AUGGUGCGGGGCGCUCCCCGGGGGCUGGGGCCGCCGCUGCUGCUGCUCGCGUUGUGGCUGCAGGGCCGGGGGGGCAGCGCGGCGCCCGCGCCCCGGACAGAGGAUCUGAGCCUGGGAGUGGAGUGGCUGAGCCGCUUCGGUUACCUGCCCCCGCCGGAUCCCGUGACGGGCCAGCUACAGACCCAGGAGGAGCUGGCCAAGGCCAUCGCGGCCAUGCAGCGCUUCGGGGGUCUGGAGGCCACCGGUGUCCUCGAUGAGGCCACCCUACAGCUGAUGAAGACACCACGCUGCUCACUGCCAGACCUGACUCUACCUGGGGCCCGAAGGAAGCGGAACACCCCUGCCCUAACCAAAUGGAACAAAAGAAAUCUGUCCUGGAGGUAUGUGCACCCCGAUGCCAGCCUGGGCUCCUCUUUGGCUGCCAUCCCCCCCAAACCCUUCCCAAAGAUGGUCGAAGCCCCAGCAGGGUGACACGGGUGGUGGUAAAUGUGGCCUUUCACAAUCCCACAACCCUCCAGGGCCACUCACAUCUCCAGGCUGGGGGGGGUAUCUGUGUUUCUCUGUGAGUGUGUAUCUUCUGGCAAUGAGCACUGAGCUUGGAAUCAGGAAGACAUGAGUUCAAAUUUAGCCUCAA
Messenger RNA from Gracilinanus agilis (Agile Gracile Mouse Opossum), 634 nucleotides. It is a transcript of the gene MMP17, whose product is annotated as matrix metallopeptidase 17. The transcript has 3 exons. NCBI's taxonomy places the organism in Eukaryota, Metazoa, Chordata, Mammalia, Didelphimorphia, Didelphidae. Gene Ontology annotation, molecular function: metalloendopeptidase activity. The coding region runs from base 1 to 471 and encodes 156 amino acids. Gene Ontology annotation, biological process: extracellular matrix organization; collagen catabolic process. The record is from RefSeq and is a predicted model, not a curated record.